Endocarpon pusillum Z07020 is the source of this 2601-nucleotide messenger RNA. RefSeq lists its product as uncharacterized. The transcript is spliced from 3 exons. The coding region runs from base 1 to 2601 and encodes 866 amino acids. The record is from RefSeq and is a predicted model, not a curated record. Lineage: Eukaryota; Fungi; Ascomycota; Eurotiomycetes; Verrucariales; Verrucariaceae.
AUGGCGCUACAUCAUAGCGCUGCGGGCAUAAAGAACGUAACGGCAGCCCCAACAACCUCUUCCAACACUGUCGUUGACUGGAUUGAAACGAAAUCGCAGGUCGUGACAGCUCUGCCCUCGAAGGAAAUUGCGUUUUCAUCCCAGGAAGAGCUCUUUGCCACUGUCUUUUACAAGGCAAAUUUUGCAUUACUUUGUCAAAUCUGUCAAACCUCUAACCUCCACUGCCAUCUUAGCACUUCAUUGAAACGUGACCUUGGCUAUGUUCGUGACAGUAUGUGCCUCUGGGGAGAUGCCUUGGGUAAUGGGCGGUUGGAAGCAUGCCUUUCACCACAGGACGAGCUUCACAAGAGCUUGAUUAGCCUGUUGGACCGCAUAGGCAAAACCCUUAUUACAGUCAUAGAACAGUCAAUUAGCAUUUGGGAAGUCAAGAAGGCAAAAUGGAGCCUGGUAGAAAGCUUGCAAGAGCUUCUUUCCAAAGCUACAUCCAUUUUGUCAGUCGACGAACCAUCUUCCAGUAUUUGUGAAAGCGACAGCGACUCAGCCAGCGAAACAGACGAUGAUGAAAGUCAGGAUACAGUCGUAGCUGAUAUUCGAUCACUACAAGUGUACUCUAAAUUGUUAAUGGACCUUUGCCCAACUUUAGAACAAGCAUUCAAUACACGGCAGCACGGAGCAGGAGAAAAAGAACCAGCUUCGAGCUUCAAGUCUUUUGAAGUAACGGAGAGCGCUCUUCCUUGGGUCAGUCAAGUAUACGAGAAGUUUCGGACAGCUGAUAAUGGUCUACUCAAGAGGCUUGGAGAAGCUAAUUGGCAGAGAUGUGUCCGCAUCCGAGCAUUGAAAUCUGACAGUGCUACGGCGCAAGAGAGCUUUGAAGAGCCCAAGACCAUCUUCAAACCCUCGACAGUCCACACUUUUCGCGAUUCGGCACUUGGUGCCUCGACCCCAGCUCAGUCAGAGGUUGCCGGCUCCGUUGCCUCUCAUACUUCCUUCAUGUCAAGUGUUGAAGGUGAAGGUGGGAAUCACCAUGCAGUACCUCGAACUCCUCAGCAGAUCUCACGGAACGAGCCUUUUACAUGCCCAUAUUGCGGUACCUUGCUUAAAACACUACGGAAUCGGAUAGACUGGAAGAUGCAUGUCUUUUCUGAUCUUCAAGCUUAUAUCUGCACAUUCAACGAUUGUCAUGAACGCCUCAAAACUUUCUCGACACGGACACUGUGGUCUCGGCACGAGCUCGAAGCUCAUUUCUCGGACAAGUCGUUUAGGUGUCGCGAUUGUCAUGAAAGCUCCGUUACAUUUACUGAUCAGGAGAGCUUCCUUGAUCACCUGAGUCGCGUACAUGGGGCCGAGGCUCUUACACAUGUUCAAGCUCUGAGUAUGGCACAGGCUGCAGCGCAGUCAGUCCCAAGGUCUUUUACGGAUCAAACGUGCCCUCUUUGUGCGCAAACCGACUGGAAAUCGCAACGCGAAUAUUUCACUCAUUUGGGAAAGCAUCUCGAACAAAUAUCGCUAACAGCAUUGCCGCCAGAGGAGGAUGAGAGUGAGGAUGACGAUGACAGCGUUCAAGGUGAUGAGGAGAAUUCUACCUUCAAGUGUAUAUGUGGGUUCGACAAUGACGAUGGUUAUACCAUUUGGGAUAAGAGGUGUGAUACAUGGCAGCACAUUGCGUGCUACUAUGGAAAUGAUUCCCAGAGACCAGAGGAACAUCUUUGUGUAGACUGUUCGCCGAGAAAUCUCGACACGGCAGGUGCCUCGCAGCGUCAAAAGGAGAGUCGAAGAAAGUCAGCUCCUUAUACAGCUCCUCAUAUAGGGGCAGAUUGGAGUACUUUCCAACAUUGUUUGGAUCAAGCCUCCAGAGAACAGGACAGAAUCGGGGCUAGGUUAGAAGCUGAAAACAAAUGGUUCCUUGAUGAGAGCAAAAGGCAGCAAGUGAAUGGUCAAAACCUAUUGAAUGAUGCGCAACAGCAUUCCAAGAACGAUCAGUACAACCAUACAUAUGGGCCACCGUAUAGCCCUUCGCAAGAGCUGGGACCUAUGCAAAGGAAGCACAGAGAAGGUCGCAAGGGCCCAAGCCAGGAUGCGCUUAAUGAUGAAGCAUCAGAAACCAGCAAAUGUCCUUAUUGCGAGAAGACUUUCUCUGGUGUUGUGUGUGACCAGAAAUCUAAUCUUAAGCGCCAUAUCGGGCACAAGCACCAUCAUCUACUUGAUGACGCCCCCAAUUACAAGCUGCCUUCAACCAAGGAGCACAAAUGCCCUUAUUGUGGCACAGGAUUCACGGGACAUCACAAUGUGAAGAGCCACCUACUGACGCACUCACAGGAAAAGCCAUAUGUUUGCUCAACCUGUCAGUCAAGCUUUCGUCGACUGCAUGACUUGAAGCGCCAUACAAAGCUUCACACCGGAGAAAGACCACACGUCUGCAUCCGAUGUAGACGCAAAUUCGCAAGAGGUGACGCACUCGCUCAUCACCAAAAUGGUCCUGGGGGUUGUGCAGGUAGGAGAAGCAGUCCUCCGGUUGAUGGGAAUAGUCCCAGGAGCGACACCAGUCUAUUAACAGAGUUGAAAAGCUAUGCGAAGCAGACCGGCGAACACGGACGGGGCUAG